Molecule: messenger RNA, 551 nt
Organism: Branchiostoma belcheri (Belcher's lancelet)
Lineage: Eukaryota; Metazoa; Chordata; Leptocardii; Amphioxiformes; Branchiostomatidae
Product: D-dopachrome decarboxylase-A-like
Exons: 4
Coding region: 63-431 (122 amino acids)
Molecular function (GO): phenylpyruvate tautomerase activity
Source: RefSeq, a predicted model, not a curated record
GGUGACAGCCAGCUCACAGUCCACCUGUAUCCUACAUACAGCAGUAAGCACAAGAAAAAGACAUGCCGGUGGCUCACAUCAAAACCAACCUGUCCUCGGACCAGAUCAGCGAUGAGUUCAUGAAAGAGACAUUCAAGAUGAUCGCCGAGCUUCUCUACAAGGAAGAAUGGAGGGUGGCCGUUCAUGUGGACGCCGGGCUAAGGAUUUUUCGAGGGGGCUCUUUCGAUCCGUACAUACAGUUCGAGAUCUCAGCUAUCAAGGACUUCGACCAGGAGAAAGACAAGGAGAAAUACUCCAAGGCUUUUACCGACUUCCUGUCCGAGAAACUACCUGUGAAGUACGACAGGAUCGUGGUGAUUUUCCACCGUCUGGACCCUGAGGACGUCAGCGUAAACGGAACCCUGGUCACCAGCCUGGAGAAGAAAGAAUGACGUUGUCAUCAGAAGACGUCUGUGGGGGUCCGCAUGCCCUUUUUCGUAGAGCGUAAUAUAGGCCGUUUUAAUUCUACGUAGGGCGUAGAUGGACCACUCUAAUUCAACGUAGAGCCUCAA